CGUUGGUGACGUCCUCAUUUGUGAAUGAGGCUUUCGCGAGCUCACGGUUUAGUUGAGCAACUGAUGAGAGCGUGGAAGGGUCCCAACCAAGCUUAGAAAUAAUAAGAAAACAUUCUCAAAUGGAUUCCCGUGGAAUUAAGCGCUUGUUGUUUUCCUAUGUAUUAAUUAACGGUAUAUGUAUUACACUGCAAACUAAAGAAGAGGUGCUGUUGGAUAUGAGGGCAUCAGGGAGUGAGCUAGGCUGGCUGACCUGGCCCUAUGAACAAGGAUCCAAGCAAGGGUGGGAGGUGGUCCAGAGGAGUCUGAAUGGCUCCCAGUUGUACACCUACAGUGUGUGUAAUGUGGGCGAGCAUGAGCAGGACAACUGGCUGCGCACCACCUUCAUCCAGCGCCGCCCAUCGGCCUCUCGCGUCUUCGUGGAGCUGCAGUUCAUUGUGCGUGACUGCAACUCAUUCGACGGCUCGUCGCUCACCUGCAAGGAGACCUUCAACCUGUUCUCCUCUGAGUCGGACGCCGACAUCGGCACCAGCUUCCGCAAGGGCCAGUUCAAGAAGGUGGCCACAAUCGCGCCGGACGAGAUCACCAGCCGCAACGAGCUGCGCAUCAACACAGAGACGCGGGUGGUGGAGAGCCUCAGCAGGAAAGGCUUCUACCUGGCCUUCCAGGACAUUGGGGCCUGCAUGGCGCUGCUCUCUGUCAGGGUCUACUACAAGACCUGCCCGGCCACCAUCAAGAGCCUGGCAGCCUUCCCUGAGACAGUGGCGGGUGGGGGGGUGAACCAGGCCCUGAGGGAAGUGGCGGGGGCCUGCGUGAAGAACGCGGUGAGUGAGGAGUCGCCCCGCAUCUACUGCACGAUGGACGGAGAGUGGGUGGUGCCUGUUGGACAGUGCCAAUGCAUGCCCGGCUACGAGGCCGUCAACGACACAUGUCGAGAUUGUCAGCCAGGCUUCUUCAAAGCAUUUGUGUCCAACGACGCAUGCGAGCUUUGUCCUGUUAACACCAAGCUGCUGAGCUCCGGGGCACUGCUGUGUCUGUGUGCAGAUGACUUCUAUCGUGCUCCCGAUGACCCAACUACAGGGCCCUGCUCAAGCCUGCCCUCAGCACCGCGAGAACUGGUCGCCACGACCACCCAGCUGGCGGCGGGCAAGCUGCAGCUGUCAUGGAGUCCGCCGGAGGACACGGGCGGCCGCAGUGACAUCAGCUACAGUGUGGAGUGCCGGCGCUGCGAGGGCACCGCGUGCCAGCCAUGCGGGGAGAAGGUGCGCCUUGAGCCGGCCAGCUCAGGCCUGAUGGACACCAGGGUGGAAGUGAGCGAGCUGGAGCCCCACCUCAACUACACGUUCACCGUGGAGGCCCACAGCGGAGUGUCGCUGUUCGCCAGCCAGGGGGCGCCACGCUCCAACAGGCCCCCAUCCACCAGCACAUUGACCACUGCCCUGCACUACACAGACCCUCCCAAGGUGACGUCCAUGCGUCUGGACGAGCGGAGCCUCACCAGCCUUUCCCUGUCCUGGGCUGUAGCCCCCCGCAGGCCCAUGCCCCAGCCCACCCGCUACAAACUCACUUACCGCAAGAAGGAUGACAAUCUGGAUGUGACCACGUACACUGUUCUGAUUCUGGAGAAGAGCUCUGUGCAGAUCAGUGACUUGUCCCCAGGCACAGCCUACCUAUUCAGGGUACAGGCCCUGAGCCCCGAGGGCAGCCCUGGAGAAUCCAGCAUAGAGGAUGAAUUUGAGACCCUGACUGAAGUGCCACUGUCCCAGAGCAACACGGGGGUCAUAUUCGGAGCAGCAGUUGGCGGAGCAGCCAUGUUGAUGAUUGUGGUGGUCGUCUUGCUCAUACGCAAACGGAGAAGGCGAUCUCAUACAAGACAAGGACCAGAGGAUACUUACUUCUCUAGCUCAGAGCAACUGAAGCCGCUGAAGACCUACGUGGAUCCGCACACGUACGAGGACCCCAACAUGGCCAUCCUCAAGUUUGCCAGUGAGAUCCAUCCCAGCCAUGUGACCAAGCAGAAAGUCAUUGGAGCAGGGGAGUUUGGAGAGGUGUACCGUGGUAUUCUGAAAGCUCCAGGGCGGAAGGAGGGGGCGGUGGCCAUUAAGACGCUGAAGCCGGGGUACUCAGAGAAGCAGAGGCAGGACUUCCUGUCAGAAGCGAGCAUCAUGGGACAGUUCUCCCACCAGAACAUCAUUCGCCUGGAGGGAGUCGUCACCAAAUUCAAGCAUGCCAUGAUUGUGACUGAGUAUAUGGAGAACGGCGCACUUGACAAGUACCUAAAGGAUCGUGAUGGCGAGAUGCCCUCCUUCCAGCUGGUGGGCAUGAUGCAUGGCAUCGCUGCUGGCAUGAAGUACCUGUCUGACAUGAGCUACGUUCACCGGGACCUGGCUGCCCGCAACAUCCUGGUCAACAACAACCUGGAGUGUAAGGUGUCUGACUUCGGCCUGUCUCGAGUGCUGGAGGACGACCCUGAGGGCACCUACACCACCAGCGGUGGUAAGAUCCCCAUCCGCUGGACAGCCCCAGAGGCCAUUGCCUACAGGAAAUUCACCUCGGCCAGCGACGUGUGGAGCUUCGGCAUCGUCAUGUGGGAAGUCAUGGCCUUUGGCGAGCGGCCCUACUGGGACAUGAGCAACUGCGAGGUGAUGAAGGCCAUCAACGAGGCGUUCAGGCUGCCAGCGCCCAUGGACUGUCCAUCAGCUGUCUACCAGCUCAUGCUGCAGUGCUGGCUGCAGGACCGCUCCAAGAGGCCCCGUUUCCCGGACAUCGUCAGCCUGCUGGACAAGCUGCUCAGGAGCCCCGAGUCCUUGAAGGCUAUCGCAGACUUCGACCCCCGCGUAUCCAUCCGCCUGCCCAGCACAAGUGGGUCGGACGGCUCACCCUUCAGGUCGGUGUCAGAGUGGCUGGAGUCCAUCAAGAUGAGCCAGUACAGUGAGAACUUCACCUGCGCUGGAGUGGUCACCAUGGACCAGGUGCUGCAGAUGAAGAAUGUGGAUAUCAAGAACAUUGGCGUAAGACUGCCUGGCCACCUGAAGAGAAUUGCAUACAGCAUCCUGGGCUUGAAAGACCAGACCAGCACCCUGAGUGUAUUUGCAGUGUGACCCAAUGCUAGUGGGGCAGGAAUUUAAGUUGGGCAGCACUCUGACUGAACUUUGAAUUCUGUAUUGGACUGGACUGGAGCGGAGCUGCGGGGACGGCUUUGGACAGACAAACUGAAAACUUCUUAGGGGCAUGGUCUAGCCAAAAGAGACUGUACAGUACUGUCAAUCUUAAAGAUUUCUAACAGACUUGUUAAGCGUAUCAACAACAAAAAAAGGAAUGGAGUAUUUUUACAGCAAUAGAUGUAUUGAUUAGACUGUGUAUAUAUUAUACUGUAUAUAUGUUGUAUUAUCCAUGUCAGUUGUACAGAUACAGUUCAAUCCACAAUCUUUGUUAAUAUUUUGUUUGCAUGCUUCCCCUCUCUCCCCUGAAACUAAUCAAGUGAUAAAGUCUUGUAAUAGCUUGUACCGAGGUUGUCUCUUGUUUCCAUAGCACCUAAUAUUGAGAAGAGAAAAUUAAGAAGUCACAAAACCACUUACACCAAAGCAAUUAUUUGUUUGAAGUGGACUGCUGUGGCCUUUUGGGUAUGAGUCUGGCGGUGUUGGUGCCAGUGAAAUGCAUUGUGGUCCAUGUAAUCUCUUGCUAAACUAAUGAGAAUGGACUCGAAGCAGAGAGUGUGUCUUAGUCCAGUUUGGGAUGUUGUUGGCUACUUUUGUGCCUAAUCUGGGCUUGAUUUAGAUGUUAAGCUAUCAUAUGAAUUUGAGUUUAUAUGAAAAUAACGUGAAAAGAUAUGAGGUACUCAUCAUGUUCAGUUUAACUGGCUGCAAAGGGUUGUGUUAAUUGAUUGUGAUCAAGAACAUCACUUAUAUUGAAGCACUUAAAUAAGUAAUAAUUGGGUUGAGUUGUCUCAUCUAAAACAUCUAUCUUCUUGCCAUUAUUAUUAUCAUCAUGCCAUAGGAAGAUCAUUUCAAAUAAAAUGAGGCAGCUGAAAGAAUUUGUUUAUAUUUGGGUCGUUCCACGAAAUGAGGUUCUUUUCGUCCCUUUGAUAUUUUAAGUAGACAUUGUCAACAAAUAAAAAGCAUGUUAUAUUUAAUAUAGACCACAUGGAAAAUACAACAGAUCAGAUUUUUUUAUGUGAACGAAUACUUGCUAAAGUGCCAAAACACAUAAUUUUGACAUGUCCCUCAGUUUAUCCUCUUUGACUCCCUAGGAAGAUUUUAACUCGCAUAACCCCAACAUUUGUCCAAAUGUUUACCAUCAUUGUAAACCCUAGUUAUUUUGUGGCUUUGACAGUCAUUUCUGAAGAUUAUUAUUUAUUUAAUGUCAGUGAUUUCAUUUUUUAUUCUUAUUUUAAAAAAUGUAUAAACACCUGUCCCUUAUUUUAUGGUAAACCCUAUUAUGUGAAAUGAACUCUCGUUUUAAUAUGGUGAAACUAUUCCAUGUUGGAAAAAAAAUAGUUUCAAAAGAGACCUUGAACAUUUAAUAGUAAAAUCUGAAAGCAGGUGAGCUAGUUCUACUCAUUUUGGCCGUUUUGUGUUGGAAAACUGAUUGGGUCGAGUAUAACACGUCAACCCUGUUACCCAUGGAUAGACAGGCAAGAAAUCUUUUAACAAUUUCAUUGUUUGUGAAACUUGAAUUCAAUUGCCACUGCUGCUCACAAGCUUCGAUUCCCUCUGUCACAAGGGGAUUUAUGGCUGCUUUAAGAUUAAGUCGUCAACCCUGUUACUUUAUUUGGCACUUAGUAGGCAGUUACUAUAGUAUUUUUUUAAAUUUAACCUCUGAGAUGGGUUUAAAAAAAAUAUAUAUAUAUAUAUAUAUUUAUAAUUUGAACAUGUGCUCUUUAUGACAGAAUGUUAUAAUUAUGUGAAAUAAAACAUUUAUUUUCACCAAGUUACGCUACUCAAAAGGUACCUAUUUGGUGGAACGACCCAUUUUAAUGAUGGAUUUAAUUUUGAAAGGUAUUGUGUCAAGUUUUAUCAAGUCAGGAUUACAUGCCUUUUUUCAAAGUUGGUUGAAAAUACAAAUGCCCAUUUUUUAAUUAAAUAGAUGAUUUAGGAUUAGAAAUGCUUGUUGCGAUGAUUUCAGAGAAUGUAAAGUGUAGUUUGAUAUGCAAUUUCAAUGUGACAGUAAAAGUAUUUUUUUUAAAUCACAACUUAGAUUUACUAUUCUUUUCUUGUUCCAAUUGCUUUAUCCAUAUUUCUUAUUUGGUGUUUAGUAACAAGUGUUUUAUGGGAUGAAACGAUUUGCUUUGAGAAUGCAGAUACCAUUACACUCGGUGUAUUAUUUUUCCUCUCAAUGCAUUUCAUUGAUAAAGUGCCUGUUUCUGGUAAUGCCAAGAAAGUAUCAGUUUUCUUCAGUCUUCAUUGACCAGCUCAUCCAUAUCCAAUAGUUUUCCCAGAUCAGAGCACAAACAGAUCUGGUACUAACCUAUAUCCAAAAGACAGUGUGCAUCAUUUAUCCCAAUGCUCUAAAAAGAUGACGGUUUGUUACUGACUCUCUCUUCACUACUUGACUUUUUGCUGUAACUUUUAUGGACUGUCUUAUUUCACAUCUUAUGCUCCUUGUUUCAUAUAUGAAUAUAGAAGUCUAUAGAUUUUUUAUAUUAGUUUACUAGAUUUCCAUUUGGAAAAGGGAUUUUUUUUUUUGGGGGGGGUAGGGGUUUAUUGCCUUUUGUAUAAUUGGACUUUGUAAGCAUAUUUUACUGCUUUUUCUAGGAAAAUUACAAAUUCUAUGUUCAAUUUAGGUAACUUUCAUCAAAGGGAUGUCCACUCUUACUGUAGCUGUCUUACAGACAAAUUAACAAUUUCUUGAUUUCAAAAGUAAACUCUUUGUUUUAUACUUUAUUUAAUAGUCUAUUUAUUUAUUUUUUACUUUUAUUUAUUGACAUAAUUACACAGAGCUGGGAUUUAUUCGUAAUUGAAGGUUGUCUUUGUCACAAACUUUUCGUUGCCUUUCAUUCAUAUUUGAUUCCAUUCGUUGCCGUUGACCAAUGAUUGACGCGCCAAAAAACACCACUUACAAUAAAGCCUGAAGUUUGA
Messenger RNA from Salmo salar (Atlantic salmon), 6074 nucleotides. It is a transcript of the gene epha2b, whose product is annotated as eph receptor A2 b. The record is from RefSeq and is a predicted model, not a curated record. Gene Ontology annotation, molecular function: ATP binding; transmembrane-ephrin receptor activity; protein binding. Lineage: Eukaryota; Metazoa; Chordata; Actinopteri; Salmoniformes; Salmonidae. Gene Ontology annotation, biological process: axon guidance; protein phosphorylation; ephrin receptor signaling pathway. Gene Ontology annotation, cellular component: plasma membrane; dendrite.